This is a messenger RNA of Myotis davidii, 6152 nucleotides long. It is a transcript of the gene BBX, whose product is annotated as bobby sox homolog (Drosophila). Gene Ontology annotation, cellular component: nucleus. Gene Ontology annotation, biological process: regulation of transcription by RNA polymerase II. The coding region runs from base 369 to 3152 and encodes 927 amino acids. The transcript has 19 exons. NCBI's taxonomy places the organism in Eukaryota, Metazoa, Chordata, Mammalia, Chiroptera, Vespertilionidae. Gene Ontology annotation, molecular function: RNA polymerase II transcription regulatory region sequence-specific DNA binding; DNA-binding transcription factor activity, RNA polymerase II-specific. The record is from RefSeq and is a predicted model, not a curated record.
GUUGUGUCAAUAAGUUUAAGGUGGAGAGAGCAAGGCUGGGGGUGGUGGUGGCGGGGAGGAGGAAGGCCUUGGCUGUUUAAAGUCUCCUUUCUGAAGGUCACUAUCAUAUGACAAAGGCUUUGCCGCAGUUCAUCUUCUUCCAGUGUACUUUCCAUUUGCCUUCCUGGAAUCCUGCUGCAUCACGGAAGCUGGGAGUUCUGAUGUUCCAUUGACAUCACAAUGGAAAGUCUUGACCUGACCGGCACCCUCAGGAAGACCCCAAGCCUCUAGCGGUACCUGGUAUCAUCUCCAGCAUGUUUAUAGAUGUGGAGGAUUCACUGGGAUAUUGACAAAUACCAGAAGCGAACUGUACCACUGUAGUCACAGUAAUGAAAGGCAGUAAUAGAAAUAAAGAUCAUUCAGCAGAAGGAGAAGGGGCUGGAAAACGACCAAAGCGGAAGUGUCUUCAGUGGCAUCCACUGCUGGCCAAGAAACUUCUUGACUUUUCAGAAGAGGAGGAGGAGGAAGACGAAGAGGAGGAUCUUGAUAAGGUUCAACUUCUUGGGGCUGAUGGCCUAGAGCAAGAUGUUGCUGAGACUGAAGAUGAUGAAUCACCAGAGCAGCGAGCCCGGAGACCAAUGAAUGCAUUUCUCUUAUUUUGCAAACGCCAUCGCUCCCUUGUCCGUCAGAAACACCCCAGGCUUGAUAACCGAGGUGCUACCAAGAUACUGGCUGAUUGGUGGGCUGUUCUUGAUCCAAAGGAAAAGCAGAAAUACACAGACAUGGCCAAGGAGUAUAAAGAUGCAUUUAUGAAGGCAAAUCCUGGCUACAAAUGGUGUCCUACCACAAACAAGCCUGUGAAGUCCCCAACACCCACUGUCAAUUCACGAAAGAAACUAUGGGCCUUCCCAUCUGACUCUUCAAGAGACUUGCCAAGCCCCAAGAAAGCAAAGACUGAAGAAAUGCCUCAACUUAACUUUGGAAUGGCCGAUCCUACUCAAAUGGGAGGACUGAGUAUGCUGCUUUUAGCUGGAGAACAUGCGCUUGGCACAUCAGAGAUGUCCUCUGGCUCCUGCAGGCCUGAUGUUUCAGAAUCCCCUGAAUUGCGUCAGAAGUCACCAUUAUUUCAGUUUGCUGAGAUAUCUUCAAGUACAUCCCACCCCGAUGCUCCUUCAAAACAGUGUCAAGCAUCAGCCUUGUUUCAGUUUGCAGAGAUUUCUUCAAACACUUCGCAGUUGGGUGGUGCCGAACCUGGAAGACGCUGUGGAAAGUCUGCACUCUUUCAACUAGCAGAGAUGUGCCUGGCAUCAGAGGGGGUGAAAAUAGAAGAAUCCAAGCUAAUAAAAACAAAAGAAUCAGAUGGCGGAAGAAUUAAAGAAUUGGAGAAGGGGAAGGAAGAAAGAGAGAUAAAAAUGGAGAAAACAGAUGAAGCCAGAUUACAGAAGGCAGCAGAAUUUGAAAAAUCUUUUAAGGAAAAUGUAAAAGAUUCUAAGGAAUUAAGAAAUUUUGAGGAGCUGCAAAUGGAUGAUAUAAUGGCUAUAAAAAUGGAAGAUCCCAAAGAAAUUAAAAAGGAAGAAUUAGACAAAGAUCAAAAGUAUAGUCAUUUCUCUGAUUUUUCUUACUCUGCCAGUAGCAAGAUAAUAAUAAGUGAUGUUCCCAGUAGAAAGGAUCAUAUGUGCCAUCCUCACGGGAUUAUGAUCAUUGAGGACCCCACAGCAUUAAACAAGCCAGAGAAGCUAAAAAAGAAAAAGAAGAAAAGCAAAAUGGAUCGACAUGGAAAUGAUAAAUCCACACCCAAGAAGACUUGCAAAAAGAGGCAGUCCUCAGAGUCUGACAUCGAGAGUGUCAUAUACACCAUUGAAGCUGUCGCAAAGGGAGACUGGGGCAUUGAGAAACUUGGAGAAACCCCUCGCAAGAAGGCACGUACAUCCUCAAGUGGCAAGGGAAACGUUUUGGAUGCCAAGCCACCAAAGAAAAAAGUGAAAUCAAGAGAGAAGAAAAUGUCAAAGGAGAAAUCCUCAGACAUCACCAAAGAGUCAAGACCUCCAGAUUUCAUCAGUAUUUCUGCCAGCAAGAACAUUUCUGGUGAGGUGCCGGAGGGUAUAAAAGCAGAACCAUUGACCCCCACAGAGGACGUAUUACCACCCAGCUUAUCAGGACAGGCCAAGCCUGAGGACAGUGAGUGUCACAGAAAAAUAGAGACUUGUGGCUCCCGGAAAUCCGAGAGGUCUUGCAAAGGUGCUCUUUAUAAAACCCUGGUGUCUGAGGGCAUGCUCACCUCUCUGAGAGCUAAUGUUGACAGAGGGAAACGAAGCUCAGGAAAAGGAAACUCUUCAUUUAGCCCAAGUGGGACCAGUGGGAGCAAGAAGUUCAAGAAGACAAAGCCAAAGGAAGACUCUCUCCUUGGCUCAGCAAAGCUGGAUGAAGAAUUUGAAAAAAAAUUCAACAGCCUCCCUCAAUAUAGUCCUGUUACAUUUGACCGGAAAUGUGUACCUGUCCCAAGAAAAAAGAAGAAGACUGGAAGCAUGUCCUCAGAACCGACUAAAACCAGCAAAGGUUCUUUCCAGUCUCAGAAAAACUUAUUCCACAAAAUUGUCAGCAAAUAUAAGCACAAAAAGGAGAAGCCUAAUGUUCCAGAAAAAGGAAGUGGGGAUAAAUGGUCAAACAAGCAAUUCUUCUUGGAUGCCAUUCACCCUACAGAAGCCAUAUUUACAGAAGACAAAAACACCACAGAGCCUGCUUAUAAGGUUAAAAAUGCCCCAUCCAUUCCCAACACUCCAGAGCCAACAGCAACGCAAGAACCCCUGGUGGGCAGCCAAAAGAGAAAAGCAAGGAAAACCAAGAUCACACACCUGGUCAGGACAGCAGAUGGCCGGGUGUCACCAGCAGGAGGUACUUUGGAUGACAAACCAAAGGAACUGCAGAGGAGUCUCCCUAAAGUCACUGAGACAGGCUGCCAUGACGCGUGCGCACACAGCAGCGAGGCCGCGGAGACACGGAGCAGCACUCCCGAGAUGCCUGCCGUGUCUGCAUUCUUCAGUCUGGCUGCGCUGGCUGAAGUGGCCGCCAUGGAAAACGUGCACAGAGGUCAGAGGUCAACUCCGCUCACCCACGAUGGACAGCCAAAAGAAAUGCCACAGGCUCCUGUACUUAUUUCCUGCGCUGACCAGUGAAGCGCCCUUCAAUUGUAAAACAUUGUGCUUUACCUACUACCCUAGCCUUGUCUUUACCGAGGGAUGCUAGUGAGUUCAUGUGGUGGGAAAUAUAGACUGCAAACAAGUGCUUGUUGCCCUACAUGGCCCAGAUUCACUUGAAGCAGAAGUUAGCCUCCUGGGCCCAUUUGUUUGUUCAGAACCCAGAGUCUUUGUGGGUGAUGUUCUCUGUCUGAUCAUGAGCAGAAAUGGAAUGAUCCUGGAGCUUUGCUUUCUAUUGAAGGCUGUUGACGGUAAUAGGUGGUAACUUGGUAAAAGACUGCCUUUACUGUAGCUCAUCCAGCAGCUCUUUUACCAACCAGAGAGUGUGAAACUAGUUUCAUAUAUUACCUAGUUAUUCUUUCAAAACAAAAACAAAAAAACAAAAACAAAACUGACGCACUGCACUAGUUAUUAUUAGAUAUUCUUAGUCUUUUUGUACAUGGAGAUUUAAGUUCUAAGAUGGUUUAUAUAAUAGGUUAUACCUACAUUUAUAUUGUAGAAUAAUAUUAAAAAGCCUGUUCCGAGACUCCCACGCAGCAUGGGCAGGCAGAUGUACCAUUGUUAGCGGUGUAUGCUCGGCCUCGUGGUCCAUAUAUUCUGCACUUUUAUAUUUGCCACCAGAGCGGUAGUUUGCUGGCAAAAAAAAAAAAAAGAGAGAGAGAGAGAAAGUACAAUUCUUAACAAGCUGAAUUUUUUUCUUAGCCUUGAGUGACCAAGAAUAAUUUGCUUGGGGCAAAUUGUGGCAAAUAUUUACCUGGACAGGGGAAGAGUCCUACAGAUUACAGAUUUCUGAUGUUUUCAUGCCUUGAGGAUUCUUUUAUUUUUACACAGGGGUCUAAGUGGGUCUAAGUGACCAAUGGAUCGUUCAUACAAACAAACAAAAAAAAGAGAAAAAUAUUAUUCAGAAGUGACCUUAGUAUUACUUCACUAUUCUGAACACAUUGAAGACACUCACUUCAUGUGGACCUGGAGCCACAGACCUUUCCAUCCAUCCCAGACAGACUGGACGGGUAGCAAUUGCUAUGCACAGCCUCGCUGGCGCUGCAGGUGUUUAGAGCCAUUUCGAGUUUGUGUUGUUAAGGAGGUAUUGAGUCACUGAUACCGGAGGUAUGCCUGAACAGAGUGGGACUCAGUCACAGGCCCACCUGCAAGUUUCUGUUUCCUUUCUGUGUUUUGUUGCUUUUGAACAUAAAACCCACCAUACAUAUGCCAGUGCCAAGUGGAUUAACUGGCUUUGAACAUUCAACAUAUUGACUUAACCACCUGAUGUUCACAGUGUCUUGUUUCCUAGCAACAGAUGCAAAGUGAUAAAUCCAAAUUAGUCAGAGGCUACAGAUUUUACAGGGUAUUUCUUCCAUAGCACAAAGUAUCUCCCCACUCUUGCAUUGCAGCACAAACUACCAAAUUUCAAUGAUUGGAUUCCAGCAAUAAUUUUUAUUGGUUUUCAAACUGGCGGGAUUUUGAUAGUGUUAGUUCAGGUUUGAAGCUUUUGAAUUAGAUCUCUAAAUGGUGACAGUUUACAGGUUUUAUCUAGCUUUCUUAUUUAUACUUGACUGAAUUGUAAUGAUGAUUUUUUUCUAAUCGUAAUUUGACCUAAUAGCCAUAUAAAAAGUGACUCUAUUAAUACUGACUAGGUUUAGCUUUUCAUGGUUGUAGAUAUUACUUCAGUUUCGGUGCUGGAAAAUAUGUACAACAUACUAACAGAAUGGAAGACUCUAGAGGGGUUUUUUCAAAGCAGGUAACGAGGGCAGUAGAGCAUUGGUGUGACAUUCUCAAAGGUGCACACUCAUUGUGCAUCUAUGGAGGAAGAAGGAAUUAGUAAGCAAGGUUAAUCAGCUUUUAUAGCUUAACCCCAGUCACAUAGAAAUAAAUCAGGUGAGCAGCCCCAAAUUUCAGCAUAGCCUUUUUACUACGAUGCUGUUUUAUUAAUGUUUUCUAAAUCUCAAAACACAAAUUGAAUGUUUGGAAAUUGCUGGGUCCCAGUGUUGGUGGCUGUUAGAGGAGUUUUUGGACCACUUGCUAGCAGUGAUUUUAAAAUUAUUAUUAGCUAAAAUCCAAAAAAAUAAACCCAAACAAACCAACAACAAAAAUUGUGUGGUGCAGAACAUGCAUCUUGACAAUGGUACUAACUUGUUAUUCUAUAGAACAUGUUAGAAUAGGUCUAUUUUUGCCAGAGCACCCUCCUUCAGUCCUCCGAUUACAUUUCACUAGAGUUCCUCAAGAGAUUGCUGUAUAUUCAUGGGACCUUUUUUUAAAAAGAAGCAAAACAAAAGAUUGCUUUUUUUCUAUGUGAUUACUAUCUUACUUGAUCUGCUUUUCCUAAACCUCAGUGGCUUUUCCCUUAGGCAGGGUGGGAGUGGGAGGGCAACCUACUGGAUAUGACUGUUUUCAGAUACUUAAAAAAACACACACAAAAAAAACCCCACCUUUUUUGUAGAAAUGCUUAAUUUUUAAGCAGUUAGGCACUGAGAGUAGCAGAAAUCCUGCAAAGCUUUAUAGUUCUUUAGACACUCGCCUUGUUGUUUCUCUGAGUGCAAGUCUUGAUUUCAAUACUAGUGCUUUUCUCAUGCCCUGAACCCGCUGGAGAGGGGUGUUGGUAUAUUCAGGUAACAACAUUUGUUAGCACAAAUAUUUCAGACCAACAUGUAGUCCCCACCGCUACUUAUCAUUUUCAUUUCAUUUCUCUCAUUCUUCUUUAUUUUGGAAAAUCAAUCGUAUUGCUAUAGUGUGUACUUUAAUCUGCCAGCAAACACCAUCUACACUAACCUUUGUCCCAUAAGCACCCUCAAGAGGAGAAGUUGUUGCACCUUAUGUAUAUCUCAAGCAAACCAAAAUACGAUGCUCUUCUGCUCUGUUGUAUUCUAAAUUGUUGUAUCAUAUCUUUCUGAAACCAUUCUGAAUUUAGUUGAAAUUAUCAGUAUUUAUACUUUUAACCUUAAUUUCUGGAUUCAAACCUGUAUAUAAAUAUUUUGAAAAAAA